AACAAAAAGCAGUAUAGUCAUCACACAAAAAUAAUUUUAAUUGCAUAUAACAAAAAGUUUUGGCUAGAAAGUUAUUUUAAAAUAUUAAUAAAUAGUAAUAAUGUAUCUAAGAAACUCACAUUAUUUGUUGUCAUAACAAAACAAAAUUUUUUCUGGUAUUAAAGGAGAUUUUACGGAAGAUAUUUUGGUUUAAAUAAGUUGGCCUCCCUGAUGAUAAUUAAAAAAUUUUAAACUUUGGCAAGCCUGUUAUCAUAUCAUUUCACUUUGUCAUUGCCGCUUUUGCAUCUCUGUGAGAUUUUGCAAAAAAAUAAAAAUUUCCUACGAAAACGCGUAUAAAACAACUAUAAAAAAAGAAAAAGUUUUUAUUUUUUAACCUAACUUGGUCGUUUUCGUCAAUUUGUGAACAAUAAAAUGUCCUCUACCUCGGCCAUAACACAAGAUAAAUUAGACAAAUGGCGUAAGGAGUUUUACAGUGAGCCCAAAAAUAUUUUGGCACAAAAUGUAUGCUCCCGUUUUGAUCCCUGGGAUGUGUGUUUGUCACGCCAACAGUUGGAAACCACCAAUCAUGUGUUUACUUAUAAGGUGGAAAUGGAGGGCAAACCGGUAACAAACCAAAAAAGUUCGGGUAGAUGUUGGUUGUUUGCUGCUUUGAAUUGUUUACGUUUGCCAUUAAUGAAAGAGUAUAAUCUAGAAGAAUUUGAGUUUUCUCAGUCAUAUUUAUUUUAUUGGGAUAAAAUUGAACGUUGCAACUAUUUCCUUAAUAAUAUUGUUAAAACUGCCAAGCGAGGCGAGAAGGUUGAUGGUCGUUUGGUAUCAUUUUUAUUGAAUGAUCCAACUUCAGAUGGUGGUCAGUGGGAUAUGUUAGUUAAUUUGAUAACCAAACAUGGUCUUAUGCCAAAGAAAUGUUUCCCCGAAAGCUACAGUUCUGAAGCUAGUGUACGCAUGAAUGGUGUUUUAAAGAGCAAGUUGCGUGAAUAUGCCAAAGUACUGCGUGACCUGAUGGAUACAAAUCCAAGUGACGAUGAAGUUAAUGCUAAAGUUGAUGAAAUGAUGGGUGAAAUUUAUAAAGUUGUUGGCAUUUGCUUGGGUAUACCAGCCAAAGAGUUUACUUGGGAGUAUUAUAACAAAACCAAAGCAUACCAUACAGUGGGUCCCAUAACACCACUUGAAUUCUAUAAUACCAUGGUUAAGCCUCUGUUUAAUGUUGAGGAUAAGGUUUGUUUAGUUACUGAUCCCCGUCCUUCUAGCAAAUACAAUCAAGCCUAUACUGUAGACUGUUUGGGUAAUGUAGUCGAUGGUCGUCCAGUGUUGUAUAAUAAUCAACCGGUUGAAAUCUUGCUGCAAAUGGUGGCAGCCAGCAUAAAAGCUGGUGAACCCGUGUGGUUUGGUUGUGAGGUCAGCAAACGUUUUGCUCCUAGACAAGGUAUCGAGGACUUGAAUGUCCACGAUUUUAAGCUGGUCUUCGAUAUAGAUAUACAGAAAACCUUGACCAAAGCUGAUCGUUUGAUUUAUGGUGAAUCUGCCAUGACUCAUGCCAUGGUCUUUACAGCCGUUUCACUAGAUGAAAAUUCGCAACCAAAGAAAUUACGCGUGGAAAAUUCCUGGGGCGAAGAUCGUGGCGAAAAGGGUUAUUUGGUUAUGUCUGCCGAAUGGUUCAAAGAAUUUGGUUUUGAAGUUGUGGUCGAUAAAAAAUAUGUGCCUGAAGAUAUUUUACGCGUUUUCGAUCAAGAACCUAUUGUUUUACCUGCCUGGGAUCCCAUGGGCACCUUGGCCCAAUAAGUGUCUUAGGGUUUCAUCAUCAAUAUUUAUAUAGUACAUCAUACAUGUCUUUAUUCUAAAAUACUAAACAUGUGUUGUUUGCCAGAGACACACACACACACAACUCCUCUUCAAGACAGCUCUAACAAAACAAACCAAUAAGCUUUUUUCCUUGAUGACAAACAUGGUGGUCUACUUAUAUUCAUUUAUUUCCAAUCAUGAUUUGCAUUUUUAAAAUCAACCUGUUUUUUGAUUCCUAAAGAAUUAUAAAACGGUAUACUCUUUUAUAUAAAUAUAAAUAUUUUAAAAACAACAAAAUACAUACUUAUACGUAUAAAACAAAUAUACAAAUACAUACAAUAUUAACCCAUUUAUAUAUAUUUAUUAUUAUCUUAUAUACAUACUACACACAACAUACAACAUAUUUGAUUUACAACAAUUAUUAAUCGGUAAAGAAAACCGAAACAAAGAUACAAAAUAUUAUAAAAUGCAUUUUUUUCUAUAUAUAAAAAAGAA
Molecule: messenger RNA, 2274 nt
Organism: Lucilia sericata (common green bottle fly)
Lineage: Eukaryota; Metazoa; Arthropoda; Insecta; Diptera; Calliphoridae
Product: bleomycin hydrolase
Exons: 8
Coding region: 412-1779 (455 amino acids)
Biological process (GO): proteolysis; response to toxic substance; L-homocysteine catabolic process
Cellular component (GO): cytoplasm
Molecular function (GO): cysteine-type aminopeptidase activity
Source: RefSeq, a predicted model, not a curated record